AUGAGAGGAACAUCUCUUCGUUUUUCAGAAGAUCCUGCAACACUAAACCUGGCUAAGGAGAGUUUAGCCGAGGACGUUGCUAUUAUUGCUCCUUCUUUUGGUAUUCCAAUGUCUAAAGAUGAUCUGUAUCGUAUUUACGACGAAGCACUUGCUAAAUACAAAACUUUGGUGCUGAAGAAACAGAAAGUAUACGAAGAGGAGAUGUUGGACGAGCUUUCAAGACUUGAGAGCACCGAUAUUUUGCAAAAAGAAAUAAAAACUGUGAAGGAACAUGACUUGCCUAGCGGAAAAAUAGCAGGGCACUUCUCUCAUUCGGCAAUGAUUGAGACCGAAUUGGAACAGGCUAUCAAAAGUCUGAAAAAGUUAACGUCAAAUAGAAGCCAUUCUUUUGAGUCAGCUCAACUCAAGGUCAAUGAAAUAGUCGAGGAAAAACGAUUUAAGGAGGAUUCCGUGCUAACAAACUCUACUCAUAGCUUUGAACGAAGAGCUACUGUUAGCUGUUUUCUUCCACAAGUGGAAAUUGCCGACAAGCAUCAGAAAACUUUGAGAUCGUUUGAUUUCAGAGAAGAAUUCAAACGGAGAUUUCGCAGUAAGAAGAUAUGGGAGCUCACAGUAAUGAAACUUCCAGUGAUUGGAAGGCCACGGCAAAGUGAUGUUGUGCAGAGUUAUCGCCGGAAAGGUUUAUUUGAUAACGUCGAAUAUCGGAAACCCAUCUUAAUGCAUGAAAUUUCAUUGCACAACGUUGACAGCACCGAAGUUACCGUCGUGUCGGAAGUGGAAACAGAAAAACUUCGUGUAAAAGAAGUGUCUUUGGUUGAAGAGAAUACUGUUGAACCGAACAACAAUAGAUUGACGACAGAUCCUUAUAUAAUCGAAAAAAUCACUAGCGAUGGACUUCUUGAAAAACCAGUGGGUUCAAUUUCACCCUGUCUAAAUCGAAGGUCAUCAGUGAUAAUCUAA
Angiostrongylus costaricensis is the source of this 960-nucleotide messenger RNA. Lineage: Eukaryota; Metazoa; Nematoda; Chromadorea; Rhabditida; Metastrongylidae. The record is from the annotation of a GenBank genome assembly.